AUGGUUAAAUUGCGUUAUUCUUAUAAAUCGUGCCCUAAAUUUUAUCGACACGACCUUGCUACUUUUGCACAAACCAUCCGGCAUUUUAGUAAUUUGGCAUUUAAAAAGCUGUACCGACAAAACGCGAAAAGCGACAGGCCUAUGGCACUAAUUUGCGCAGCUGUAAUUGGAAAAAAUCGGUUGUGGAAAAGGCUUUAA
Molecule: messenger RNA, 198 nt
Organism: Pyricularia grisea
Lineage: Eukaryota; Fungi; Ascomycota; Sordariomycetes; Magnaporthales; Pyriculariaceae
Exons: 2
Coding region: 1-198 (65 amino acids)
Source: RefSeq, a predicted model, not a curated record